Phodopus roborovskii (desert hamster) is the source of this 1658-nucleotide messenger RNA. RefSeq names its product beta-1,3-galactosyltransferase 6 (gene B3galt6). Lineage: Eukaryota; Metazoa; Chordata; Mammalia; Rodentia; Cricetidae. Gene Ontology annotation, molecular function: UDP-galactosyltransferase activity. The transcript has a single exon. The record is from RefSeq and is a predicted model, not a curated record. Gene Ontology annotation, cellular component: membrane. Gene Ontology annotation, biological process: glycosaminoglycan biosynthetic process. The coding region runs from base 153 to 1130 and encodes 325 amino acids.
GAUGUCAGAUCCUGGGAGUCCAAGCACCCAGUCUCCGGGUGCCUUAGUGCUCCUCCUACUGCUACCAGGCCAAGCCCGCUUGCGGGUCUCCGAGUAGCGCAGGCGCCUUCCAGCGUCCGCGCCUGCGUACUCGGCGACCUCCCGCCCGCACCAUGAAGGUACUCCGGCGCGCUUGGCGGCGCCGGGUGGUGCUGGCCCUAAGCGGCCUAGCGUUUUGCAGCACCACUCUGUUGUAUUUAGCGCGCUGUGCUUCCGAGGGCGAGACUCCAGCAGCCGCUGGAGCCGCUCAACCCCGCGCUAAGGCCUUCCUGGCAGUGCUGGUGGCUAGUGCGCCCCGCGCGGUUGAGCGCCGCAGCGCGGUGCGCAGCACGUGGCUGGCACCGGGAAGGCGCGGCGGCCCUAAGGAUGUGUGGGCGCGCUUUGCUGUGGGCACCAGUGGCCUGAGCUCAGAGGAGCGGCGUACGCUUGAGCUCGAGCAAGCACAGCACGGGGACCUGCUGCUGCUGCCCUCCCUGCGCGAUGCCUAUGAGAACCUCACGACCAAGGUCCUAGCCAUGUUGACUUGGCUGGACGAGCACGUGGACUUCGAGUUCGUGCUCAAGGCAGAUGACGACUCCUUUGCGCGCCUGGAUGCCUUACUGGCGGAGCUACGCGCACGUGAGCCUGCACGCCGCCGUCGCCUCUACUGGGGCUUCUUUUCUGGGCGUGGACGAGUCAAGCCUGGAGGUCGCUGGCGAGAAGCUGCCUGGCAACUCUGCGACUACUACCUGCCCUAUGCUCUGGGCGGUGGAUACAUCCUCUCUUCGGACCUGGUGCAUUACCUGCGCCUCAGCCGUGAAUACCUACGGGCGUGGCACAGUGAAGAUGUAUCGCUGGGCGCCUGGCUGGCACCAGUUGAUGUGCAGCGGGAGCAUGACCCACGCUUUGACACAGAGUACAAAUCUCGGGGCUGCAACAAUCAGUAUCUGGUGACACACAAACAGAGCCCGGAGGACAUGCUGGAGAAGCAACAGAUGCUGCUUCACGAGGGCCGAUUGUGCAAGCAAGAGGUGCAAUUGCGCCUCUCCUAUGUCUAUGAUUGGUCAGCGCCACCCUCCCAGUGCUGCCAGCGCAAGGAGGGUAUUCCCUGAUUUCAUUGCAUGUGCUGUAACCUCUUCGGACAUAGGCCAAGCUGCCUGGACAAUCUAGCCAAUUGUCUGGGGUGAGCUGGUUUAUCCAAUUACUGUUGAGGCCUUGAGUCCUCAAUCUAUUUACUGAUGGCCAGAGGCAGCUAACAACAUCCAGUUAGUGCCCUGGAGAGUGUGUUCAUUAGUGGUCUUGUGUAAGGCCUGCCCAGGGGCAUCUGGUUAUGGGUUUGUAGGUUGCAUCUGUAACCACACACACACAUCCAGCCAGAGUAAUGCUACCUAUCAGCCAAGUGGGGUGUGAGGGUAGAGGGCUUCCUCACUUGAUGCGUUUAUAAUAUGGAUUUCUGCCCCUACUUGCACUAUGCAGCUCACUGCCGGUCUAGAAUGAUCUGCACAACCCUGUCCACAGACUGCCCUGCAGACUGUUCAAUUCAUCUGUAUAUUGCCAUCAAAAUGUUACUUGCCAAAAUUGCCAUUGUAUUGUUUGGACAAAGUUCCAUCAUGUUGUUACUCCUGUUUUUAUCCUUUGUU